Linepithema humile (Argentine ant) is the source of this 2307-nucleotide messenger RNA. RefSeq lists its product as uncharacterized. Gene Ontology annotation, molecular function: metallopeptidase activity; protein binding. Lineage: Eukaryota; Metazoa; Arthropoda; Insecta; Hymenoptera; Formicidae. The record is from RefSeq and is a predicted model, not a curated record.
UAAAUGAUGGCGCUUUCACGUUAAAGUUGGUUGGAGUUCGACAAGUUCUCCUCUAUGUUCUAUCUUUUCCUUACUUGUGAAAAGUGUGUGUUUACAUAUUUAUAUUCCACACAGUUAGAAGUAUUGCAAUCACGGUUUUAAAGAAACCUGCAGAAAUAAUAUACACAUUAUAAUAAAUAAAAGUUUCUGAUAAGCUAAACGUAGUAAAGUUGUUUAUGUUUAUAUAAAGACAAGAAUAUAUGUAGACUUUACAACGCCGUUUAUUAAUCGUCUUGUUUAUUUUUUUAAAAUAUAUUAAAAUCAUGGAAACAACACUGGCCGAAACUGCGGAGGAAAGCAGUGAAAAAGUUCUGGCUAGUCCUUCAGUACAGAUAGUGCGAGUUCCAGUGAAACAUGCUAACUUAGGCAUAAGAAGUCAUGCCAUGGAUAUGAGUACAAUGGUGGAACUAACAUCAUUUAGUACACUUGGAAAGAUACAACCAUUCCUAGUAACUAUCACAACUACCGCAGCUCUAUUAGUAGAUUUGCAUUGUCAUUUAACAGACAAGGAAAUUUGUGGCUAUUUGGGUGGACACUGGGAUAUCAAUUCACACAAUCUUUCUAUAACAUGUGCAUUUCCAUGUCGAUACUCUGGCAAGGAUAAAUCAGCUGCAGCAGCCGUGGAAGCUGAAAUUGCAAGAGCUAUGGAAUGGAAACGUGUUAUAUUGGUAGGUUGGUAUCAUUCUCACCCACGCUCUCAUGCAUCACCUUCCUUGAGAGAUGUAGAUUCUCAAUUGGAUUAUCAGAUAAAAAUGAAGGGACCUAGCGAUAAUGGAUACACACCAUGCGUAGGAUUGAUAUGCUCUCCUUACAAUAUGGAUGGCAAUUGCUAUGAAUCAAAUUUUAAUGUUUUUUGGUCUCUGCCGCCACCUGAAAAUAGACCCCAUGAAUAUCCACGACCCAUGCUUCUCAGUUAUACACUAUCACAGGAACAUUUUCUUUCUCAAGAUACAUUAGAGGAGAUUAGAAGAUCCAUAGAAUAUUAUAAGAGUGAAGGUGGCAUCGACUUUACUGCCAAUUUUAAUGGUAAUACAACAUAUCUCGAACGUUUAAGAUGUUCUCUAGCGUCAAAACUGCCUGGCCGGAAUAGAUCAAAUGGCUCAUAUUGGGAUGUGAUUAGGGAAAUGAUUUGCCCAGGUUCGGAAGACGGCAAUACGCCUGACUUCUUGACCAUGAAAUUUCCCUUAGUACCUUCUUCGGAAUCACUUGGGCCGCCUGUUCCACCGGGCGUUGGUCUUGCAGCCGGUAACGCAGCUGUUUUCCUCGCGCCAGUCAACUUUAAACCUGACGGCGGCGCCAUAAUUACUCCCACGUCCAAACCGUAUGUGCUGCAACCCUCAACUUCCCGGGACAGUAUCAAGAAAGACAGCAUCUGUGCUAACGAUGCCGCGUCUAUUACUCAAAUAAAAGAUGGUAAUCCCAUCGUAAGUUCCAAGCACAUGUCACCGUCGGAGAUCUUGCCGAGCUUCCAGUCGGGCGAACUCACAGUGUCGGUGAAGAACGCAAAGUGCGACUAUGAUUUCACACCGGCCGAUUUCUCGAAGCUGCCAAACCCUCUAACUGGCGACGGCAAGACGCGAACAUCGGCAAAUCCUGAUUUUCCGUUAGCAGAUAUUACUCAACAAAUCACGAAAUUCUCGGAUCUGACGAAACUGGCGAACUUCUCUCCUGCCGAUUUGGCGAAGCUAUCCGGUUUCUCAAUUGCGGACUUCACGCGAACUUCAUCGCCCUCACCGUCGACAUAUAUGCGUAACAUCGCGAACCUGUUCGGCCCCCUCGGUAAGAUCUCACCGGCAAAAGAUGUGGAUUGUAACGAACGCAAGCCAGGUGACUUUGUCACUGUCGACACAGUGCCAUCAUCUUUCAAGACUGCCGGUUCAUCAGAUACUUGCAGAAACUUCUCAACAAGCGCCGAGGAUUAUAUGAGCGACCGGAAAAAAUUGGAUGCGCAAAUCGAUUCGACGAAGAUCGGCAGACCGGGCGAAUAUCAAGGAACAGAGGAUCUCACAAUAUCGAGCGUUAAAUCUGACUUCGGCGGCAUGCUAGACAUGACAACGUUACACAAAAAGUCGUCGGCCGAUAUGGGAGAUUCUUUAAAUCUUUCCAAAGAUCGUUAAACUUGAAAAACGUAUUCAAUAAAAAAAUCAUAUAGAUAUACAGUAUUAUUAUCUAAGAGAAUCAUAUUCUAAAAAUCUAGAAUUUGUACAUUAUUUUGACUAAUUUUCUCUUAAAAUAAAUAGUUUUAAUGAAACUAUAAACUUUGACGAA